CACACCGAUGCCCUUGCUCGACUGUCGUCUUUUUGAUUGACAUUUCAUUCAAUAAAUAUAAAAACGUGUGUGCGAGGCGGCGAGCGCGUAAAUUGCGGCGUAUUUGCAGAUCGAGGAGUUACAUUAAGUGCUUCAUCAUAAUCAGACCUCCGCGGGCGUAACAUAGCUUCGUUCCCGUCGCCCAAACAACGGUGAACGAGCGUGGGAUUCGUCUCCGGUGCUGAUGAAAUCAACUGUUACUCUCGAGGAAGUAGUGAAUAAAUUAGACCACUUUUCACCCCUAACAACCAGAAUGCCUAACAUCAAAGUGUUCAGUGGUAGCUCGCACCCCGAUCUGGCGCAAAAGAUCGUCGACCGUCUCGGCAUCGACCUCGGGAAAGUGGUAACCAAGAAAUUUAGCAACAUGGAGACAUGUGUCGAGAUUGGCGAGUCCGUUCGCGGUGAAGAUGUGUACAUCGUGCAAAGUGGCAGUGGUGAAAUAAACGACAACUUAAUGGAACUGCUCAUUAUGAUCAACGCUUGUAAGAUCGCGUCCGCGUCCCGCGUCACGGCUGUCAUUCCUUGUUUCCCGUACGCGAGACAGGACAAAAAAGACAAGAGCAGAGCGCCUAUUACCGCUAAACUCGUCGCUAACAUCUUAUCCGUCUCUGGAGCUGACCACAUCAUCACUAUGGACCUUCACGCUUCACAAAUCCAAGGUUUCUUCGAUAUUCCCGUCGACAACCUUUUCGCUGAGCCCGCUGUGCUAAAAUGGAUCAAAGAGAACAUACCAGAUUGGAAAACUAGUAUUGUUGUGUCCCCUGACGCUGGCGGUGCUAAAAGAGUGACCUCGAUCGCUGAUAGGCUGAAUGUAGAGUUUGCUCUUAUCCACAAAGAGAGGAAAAAAGCCAAUGAAGUUGCAUCAAUGGUCUUAGUAGGUGACGUCAAAGAUCGUACUGCUAUACUAGUUGACGACAUGGCAGACACAUGCGGAACUAUUUGUCACGCUGCAGAAAAGUUGAUUGAAGCUGGAGCUGUAAAAGUUUAUGCGAUACUAACUCAUGGAAUCUUCUCUGGCCCAGCCAUUUCGAGGAUUAACAACGCUUCUUUAGAAGCUGUAGUAGUAACUAAUACCAUACCACAGGAGAGGCAUAUGCAGGAUUGUCCUAAAAUCCAGUGCAUUGAUGUAUCCAUGAUGCUCGCGGAAGCUGUGAGGCGUACCCACAACGGCGAGUCUGUUUCAUACCUGUUCUCCAAUGUUCCAUAUUAGUUAAUUGAUAAUAGAUUUAGGUUACGGUCUCCAACUAUAUACAAAUGCUUGAAGAUUUUUGUCAAUUGAUGAAAUCGCUAGUACCUAGCUUUGGAAGCAAAUUGCUAUAAAUUGAUAUCUGAAACCAGUGACACAUCUGGAAUCUUUUCUUUGUUGGACACCAACUAAUUUAGUUUUUAGCUAUAAUAUUAGAUAUAAUCUCAAUAAGUUAAGGCUAGUGUUGCCCUGUUUGUGGCACGCGAAAAAAAGAACAUUUUUGUCUAUGAAUUUUUUUUAUAUAAAAUGGAAUACACUGUAUUUUGAUACAAUAUUUCAUGGCUAUAACUAUGCUAUAGUUGAUGUAGUAAGUAAUACAGUCAUAAACAUGCAUUUAAAUGGACUUUACUGCAGUUUGUUUUCAUAAAACAUUUGUAAUUUACAAAAAAUUGUGAUAUAUAGGCAAAAAAUUGUAUUUUUUGUAUGAGCCCUUCAACUUUACAUUAGAUCUGUUUUUGCAAUAAAUAAUUAAAGAAGCACAGUUUAUAAAGUUUUAAAUAUAAUUUCAUUCUAUGAAAUUUUAAAAGACAUUUUUCUGUUUUUAUUUUCUUUAAUUAAUUUUAUUAGUUAAAUAAUGUUAAGAUUAAUCUUAAAAAAAUCUAGGAAAUGCUUCUAAAUGUUACAAUUUGUCUGGAAGAAAGAUAUGUUGCCUUUAUUGAUGUUAAAAGAUUGUAGUAACUAAAGAAUAUAUUGGAAGUAUGAUGUUAAAAUAUGAGUAAAAUUAAUUUUUGUUUAAUACAGUUCAUUAAAUAUGUGCACAACUAUUUGUUUAAAAUUAACACAAUGUAUUAUUUUUAUUAGUAAAAAAUUAAGUCACUUUUUUUUUAUAAAAUUACAGCCAUUUUUUUCUAUAUUUAAAAUGUUAACUAGGACUUAUGUAACAUUUGGUUCUUAGACAUAAAAAAAUAAUACAAGAUAUUCUACA
This is a messenger RNA of Bicyclus anynana (squinting bush brown), 2210 nucleotides long. It is a transcript of the gene Prps, whose product is annotated as ribose-phosphate pyrophosphokinase 2. The transcript has a single exon. Gene Ontology annotation, biological process: ribonucleoside monophosphate biosynthetic process; 5-phosphoribose 1-diphosphate biosynthetic process; purine nucleotide biosynthetic process. The record is from RefSeq and is a predicted model, not a curated record. The coding region runs from base 224 to 1249 and encodes 341 amino acids. Gene Ontology annotation, cellular component: cytoplasm; ribose phosphate diphosphokinase complex. NCBI's taxonomy places the organism in Eukaryota, Metazoa, Arthropoda, Insecta, Lepidoptera, Nymphalidae. Gene Ontology annotation, molecular function: magnesium ion binding; ribose phosphate diphosphokinase activity.